GCUCACGAGUGAGGUAAUCCCUAUGCACAGAUUCAUCUUCUUGAAACACGGUGUACUAGUGAAGACGAGCUAAGCAGCUAUAUCUGACGAACCGAAUCAGCGACCGCGACGAUGGGAUAUAUUUGUAUUAGUACUAGAGCACUUUUACACGUUACGACUACAUACCGCUGAAGAAGGACCAUUUAGUGUGUUAUUUAGUAGAAAAAUUACAUACGUUAUAGCUAGUUCAUCGCUCUAUUUCCACGGCGACACACUGAAAUAAAAAUGCAAGGACAACUAUCCCACGAGAAAAGUGUUACAGUUACACAUUUGUUGGAGUUUCCGCAUCACAAAUUUUCUCUGUGUGGCAGAGAAAACUUGUAAUGCAAAAAUCAUAAGGGAAAAUACGUAGGAAACGAGACCCGCAAGCAUUUUCUGCAUGACAGAGGUUGUCUCUCUUGCGGCUCCUGCAACACAAUGUGUAAGUGUAACACUUUUUUCUUGCGAUAACAACCUCCGGGCUCCAGUUACGCGGCCCGGUCCGCGCUCGAGGCCCGCAUGAUGGGUCGUUAUGCAUUGCAAAAGUAUCGUACUCGUAUAAAUGCAUUACAAAUUUCCCCAGCAUGAGAAAUAAAAUUUGUCAUGCGGAUUUACCGUAAGAAAAAAAUUUUUAAUGCAUGAAUGCAAUUACAACUACGAGUGCGAUACUUUUGCACAGGAUAGUCACGGCGGCGGCGCAAAGGGAUCCAGGCCAGGCGGCAAGGGAGCUCCGCCCGCGGCGGCCCCGGCGGCACCCAUAUCAAAUGUAAAAAUGUCUGGGUCUGGAAGAAUGCAAAUUGUCAUGCUGAAUCUGAAGCAUGCAAAAAUCUGUGUUGCAUGAUUACCAAAAGAUGUCCACUUUUGACCAGUUCGAUAGGGAGUUUCUCAUGCAGGAUAGGCAUGAUAGACACCUCACAGCGUUUGUCAUGCUAGGUGUUGCACUCCAGGCCUCAUGGGUCAUGGAAGAACAGCAUCACAAAUCUUGCAUUCUUCCAGACCCAGACAUUUUUGCAUUUGAUAACCCAAAAAGGACGACAACCCCUAUGAAGAGGAUGACUUCGAUAUUACAAUGAAAAAUGCCCCCACCCCCGAACUUGAAAGCAUUUGUAUUGCAAACCUUUCCAAAUGAAACAUUCGCCCUCUUGCGUGUAUCAGCAUCACAGAUUUCCGAUCGUGAAUAGCAAAAAUUUGUAUUGCAAAAGAUCCCAGCAAGAGCGGUGCUUGUCAUGCAAGCGAUGCUGUAUACGCCUAGACUCUGCAUCAGAAAGAUUUGUAGUCCUUUCAUGCAUGACAAAAAGGUUUCAUUUGGAAACUUCGCAUCACAAAUCAUUGCAACUUUGGGGGUGGGGGCAUUUUUCACUGUAAUAUUCGACCGCAUGGACAAGCAGGAAAAGUUAGACCAAGAAGUCGCGGAAAACCUGGAGGAAGCAGGUACUAUAAUAUGACGAAUUGCAGUCAGGCAUGCAUGAGGAAUCUAGACCUUCUACCGUAUCAAGCAUGACAAAUUGCGUUUUUAGAUGAACUAGUGCUUUUGCACAUGCACUGCAUAGAUGACGAGACACCGAAAAUGCAAAACUCCUCUACAGAUAAGAAAGCAGAAGCGGAGGCAAAGAAGAAGGCUGAGGAGGAGAAGAAAAAGAGGAAAACAAGUGCCUACAUGACCAAGUACGAGCGGGCAAGAAUAAUAGGUAUCGCAAAUUAUACUUCACUGCAGUUGCGACUGUGUGCCGCGAAAAAUUGUUCUGCUUUUUUCACCAUCAAGACCAACACACCCAUGCAGGGUCCUGGCAUGAGAUGAAUAUGAAAGGUGACGCGGGUCGUCGCACUAUCCAACCUCGCAAGUUAUAAAACUCCUUUCAGGUACGCGUGCGAUGCAGAUUUCGUUAAAUUCGCCAAUAAUGGUCCCGUUGGACGUGGGAGAAGACGAUCCGAUGGAAAUCGCCGAAAAAGAGCUCCGCCAAGGGAAAAUUCCCUUCCACAUCCGAAGGAAGCUGCCAAACGGGGAAACGGAGAUUUGGAAAGUGGAAGAGUUGAUCGACCCCAACUAAUUGGGUGCUUUACUUGUACAACUCUUGACCGCCACAUGAGAAGUUUUUCAAAUCAACCAACAUGAAUUCUUCGAUUUUAUGUUGUGUCACCACGCGGAAAAGGUACGUAGCACAGCGAGCUCUCUUUGUUGAGAAGUAUUACUACGCAUCGAACCAACCUCAGAACAAAGUGGGUAUU
Amoebophrya sp. A120 is the source of this 2244-nucleotide messenger RNA. NCBI's taxonomy places the organism in Eukaryota, Dinophyceae, Syndiniales, Amoebophryaceae. The record is from the annotation of a GenBank genome assembly.